Habropoda laboriosa is the source of this 369-nucleotide messenger RNA. Its product is annotated as late histone H2B.L4-like. Bases 1 to 369 code for a protein of 122 amino acids. Gene Ontology annotation, cellular component: nucleosome. NCBI's taxonomy places the organism in Eukaryota, Metazoa, Arthropoda, Insecta, Hymenoptera, Apidae. The record is from RefSeq and is a predicted model, not a curated record. Gene Ontology annotation, molecular function: structural constituent of chromatin; DNA binding; protein heterodimerization activity. The transcript has a single exon.
AUGUCUCAAAAAAUAAAGAAGAUGGAAAAAGUGAUAGAGCUUAAGAAAUUGGAGGAUCAUGAUAAGAAGCGGAAGAAAAAAAGACGAGUUGAGAGUUUCGUGACAUACCUUUACAAAGUUUUAAAGCAAGUUCAUCCUGAAACAGAAAUAUCGAAUAAAGCUAUGAAUAUUAUGAAUAGUUUCAUGAGAGAAAUAUUUGAGCGUUUUGCAGCUGAAGCAGCCCAAUUGUUAACAUAUAACAAAAAGUCAACAAUAACACCGUGCGAAAUACAGACUGCUGUAAAAUUGUUGUUGCCCAGUGAAUUGGCGAAACAUGCUAUGGGUGAAGGCACUAAAGCAGUCACGAAAUACAAUAGUACGUUACAAUGA